Scutellospora calospora is the source of this 134-nucleotide messenger RNA. Lineage: Eukaryota; Fungi; Glomeromycota; Glomeromycetes; Diversisporales; Gigasporaceae. The record is from the annotation of a GenBank genome assembly.
UAUUACUUAGCUUGAAUAAGAUGAAAGAGAAAGGCAUGCCUAUAUUUGUAUAUAAUAUUGACGAGACAUCUAACAAAUCCUCAGAACGAAUGAAAGGUAAUAAGUAUUCACCAGAUACCCCAUUUAGAUUACUG